This is a messenger RNA of Thamnophis elegans (Western terrestrial garter snake), 1349 nucleotides long. It is a transcript of the gene SPMIP7, whose product is annotated as spermatogenesis associated 48. The transcript has 9 exons. The coding region runs from base 78 to 1349 and encodes 423 amino acids. The record is from RefSeq and is a predicted model, not a curated record. Lineage: Eukaryota; Metazoa; Chordata; Lepidosauria; Squamata; Natricidae.
UUUCCAAACAAUCGCUUCGCAGUUGUGUCUGGCUUCUGUUUUUAAUGAAAGUUAUUAAAUCAAGUUAAAAAUUAACCAUGGCUUCUCAAGUCACUGCAAGACAUUUUCAUCCUUAUUCAUACUUAAAUCCAGUUGAUUCACUUCACAAGAUGCAUUUAAACCAACACAAAGAUCUGUUGAAGAGAAUGUAUAUGCCUUUUGUACGUGGACCUGAAGACAGGCAUUUUUUUCCCAGUUUCCAAGAAAAACAUAGUAAUGCUUUUCUAAAAUUAAAUCCUUUCCUUCCUCCUGAAGAUGAAAGCUACCUUUUAGCACCACAUCGGGAUGAUGUGCCAAUAAUCAACACUUCUACAGGAUUUGUGAGCCCAGGUGGUAAAGUUGAUCGACAAAUCUUAGAUAACAAAGCCUAUGAACCCCUGCGAGAUGGCAAAGAUACACAUUCUUCACAGCAGGCAUCUGUAUUUUGCAGAAGAAGCCAACCUGGUGAUAGAAGCGCUUUACUGCUGAAAGAAAUAAAUCAGAACCAACAGUGGAAUUCUAGAGCAGUACCUGACAUUUCUGUGAGAUCAAGACUUGGAGGAUGGACAAGUCCAGUAAAAGUCAUACCAAAUCCACCUAAAGCCAAAGAAAAUUUUAUACCUCAUACAUUUGUAUUUCAUGUGGACACAGAUGUUCAGUCAACUGAUACUUCUUCUGAACCCAGAGAUAAGAGAGCUUUGAAGUAUAUGUAUACAUCCACAGUCCAGAGAGGAUAUGAAGAAGUUCCCUGGGAUAAUAUGCUAUCUCCCAAAGUCAUGCCUGCACAUUCAAGAUUAAAACCCAUGGAGGAUAUUGCUACAAGCAAGCGAUAUGAACCAGCAGAAGAAAUAAGCCAAGUUGUUGGAGGUCUCUGGGACAGAUUUCAAAAGAGAAUGUUUACAGUUCCAUACAGGCCAAUAAAUUUUGUUAGCCCAAGUUCUCGAACUCAGCAUAUCCCUUCAUACACAGGCUAUAUUGGUUCAGAGAAUUUUGAGGAUCUAGACAACCCCUUUGUUGACUUAAUUACCUACAACCGAGUUCGUACUGCAAUGCCACAUUAUGUAAAAUCUUCAAGCUCUCCAAACACCCUUGGAUACACUGGCAAGGUUCAUUGGUCAGCCACCCAACCAGUAAAUUCUAAUCUUCCACCAACAUUGCCAUCAAUAAUUUCACGAAUGUAUGGAUACUUAGCUGAACAUGAACAGCCAAAAGAAUUUCCCCAUUGGGGACCCUUAUCACAGGUCGUUACAACCACUGAACCACAGAAUUCUUUCAAUAAGAAGGAAAAAGUGCAACUUAAAAUUUGCAAAAACAUUAGUCCCAGGAAAUAA